AUGUCCGGAGCAGAGGUUUUCAGUGCAUUAGGCACCCCUGCACGAACGGCUGCACGGGUUCUCCUCGCACCACGAUAUGCUGUUAAUGGCUUCCAGCCUCUCCGAGGGUGGGUGGACAACGAAUAUGCACGCGCGCGAUACGGGCCGUGGUACAUGUGGCGUAUAUGGCUUCUUUUUGAUUGCAAAGACCUCGAAGUGCUGGAGAAUUUGAUCAACGACGGACAAGACGAGCAGGUACUUGAGAUGCGGGAUGCGAAGUUGAAGCAGUUCAAGCUAGUCACGUUGGUGGGCGCCCUCUUAGCAACUUUAGCUCUUCAGGCACUCUCCCUCCCUGUCCUAGAGGAGACCAUAUUCGUCGCACGCGCAAGCUUCAUCGUUAGCACUAUGCUCUCCCUGCUCGCCACAUUCUUCACCCUCAUCCAACAACGCGAAGUUGGCGUCAUCCGCGAUGCGAGAUCCUUUCGGAGAUGGCUCUCCAAUGGCGUCCAGUACUAUAACGCCCGAGAGCGCCUUGUAUGGCAGAGCUCUCUGACGUCCCUAACGUUAGUGGAAGCUCCUUACGAACUGAUAAGCUUAGCUGUAGCGAGCUUCGUAGCAGGCAUGUCAGCAUAUGUGUGGGAUGUUUGGAAGGACGGACUAAAAGCUCAGAAAGAGCAGGGUCUGGACGGUGUAGCAGUGUGUUAUUGGGACUAA
This is a messenger RNA of Alternaria postmessia, 693 nucleotides long. RefSeq lists its product as uncharacterized. NCBI's taxonomy places the organism in Eukaryota, Fungi, Ascomycota, Dothideomycetes, Pleosporales, Pleosporaceae. Bases 1 to 693 code for a protein of 230 amino acids. The transcript is spliced from 4 exons. The record is from RefSeq and is a predicted model, not a curated record.